Syngnathus typhle (broad-nosed pipefish) is the source of this 6638-nucleotide messenger RNA. It is a transcript of the gene kmt5b, whose product is annotated as lysine methyltransferase 5B. The transcript is spliced from 10 exons. The coding region runs from base 508 to 3078 and encodes 856 amino acids. Gene Ontology annotation, cellular component: nucleus. Gene Ontology annotation, molecular function: histone H4K20 methyltransferase activity; protein binding. The record is from RefSeq and is a predicted model, not a curated record. NCBI's taxonomy places the organism in Eukaryota, Metazoa, Chordata, Actinopteri, Syngnathiformes, Syngnathidae.
GUUGAGUCUUUGGGACGCGUAAAUAGGUUUGUUUAUGCAGCAGCACUUGUGUGUGCAUCCGACCAUCGCGGCCUCAAAGACAAGAUAAAUAUGGUCGUGAUAAGGAUCGAAGGAAUGCCUAUCGUAACAAAUAGUUCGAUAGGUCUUUGCAGUCCGUUCUUGCCCCGUUAAUCGUUUUGGGUCCGGACAGAUGAGGACUGAGUAUACCUUGGGAACUACUUUGUGUCGGUUAGCCGUGCUGCGCCUUUCUCUCACACUCGCCUGUGCUAGUCCGCCAUCUUGAAUUUUAAUGUUAAUUUUUCUUUUUUAAAAACUGUGUUUCCUGUAAAAUUUACGGUGCUGUUUUAGAUUUCGAAGAAUUUUAUGAAGGGUUGUUUUAUUGCACGCGUAUUCGAGGGCGACACCCGGUGAGUAAAAGAAUUCUUAUUCAAGACCCCAGUCUUCCCUACUUGAGAGUGUUUCUUCAUCUCAGAGACUAAAUGCAACUGGAUCAGGGGGCUUGUGGGCAUGAAGUGGCUGGGCGAAUCCAAGAACAUGGUAUUAAAUGGCAGACGACAUGGAAACAAGUUGACCAGCGAGCAGCCCGUGAGCCAGAGCCAGUCUCGGUCUCAGCAUUCACAGCGAGUCUCCCUGCGACACAACAAAACCCACCCCAGAAACCGAAGAUGUAGCCGUAGGUUUCAUGCAACCAGUCUUGAGGCUGAGAGGCGAUAUGUGCCCUCCUCAGGAAUGACUGCUAAGGAGCUCUGUGAAAAUGAUGACUUGACCACAAGUCUCAUAUUAGAUCCUUACCUGGGCUUUCAGACGCACAAAAUGAACACCAGAUUUCGACCAGUAAAGGGAAGGCAGGAGGAGCUGAAGGAAAUCAUUGAACGCUUCAAAAAACAUGAUAACUUGGAGAAAGCUUUCCGAGCGUUGAUAUCAGGAGACUGGUCCCGAAACCUUUUUCUUCACAAGACAAAAUCUCAAGAAAAGCUCUUUAAACAACAUGUAUUUGUCUAUUUGCGGGUGUUUGCUACUGACAGCGGGUUUGAGAUUCUCCCAUGUAAUCGCUAUUCUUCAGAGCAAAACGGAGCCAAAAUUGUGGCAACUAAAGAAUGGAAGAGGAACGAUAAGAUCGAGUACUUGGUGGGAUGUAUUGCUGAGCUGUCAGAGAGUGAAGAAAACAUGCUACUGCGGCAUGGAGAGAAUGACUUCAGUGUCAUGUAUUCAACACGCAAGAACUGUGCACAGCUCUGGCUGGGGCCAGCUGCUUUUAUUAAUCAUGAUUGUCGUCCAAACUGCAAGUUUGUAUCGACAGGGCGGGACACUGCCUGUGUAAAGGUGCUGAGGGAUAUUGAACCAGGCGAGGAAAUCUCUUGUUAUUAUGGAGAUGGAUUCUUUGGGGAAAAUAAUGAAUUUUGUGAAUGCUACACCUGUGAACGACGCGGCAUGGGAGCUUUCAAAUCCAAAGCCGGACUGCCUGUUGAAGUUCCAGUGAUCAACAGCAAAUACGGGUUGCGGGAGACCGACAAACGUCUGAACCGUCUGAAGAAGUUAGGAGAAGGAAACCCAAGUUUGGACUCUCACUCCGUAGGCUCCCACACCGAUCUAGACUCUCAGGAAUCGCCAAAAACACAUCAAUCUGCCAGAAAAAGAUCUUCUGGCCUCAAGUAUAAAAACAGGACUCAAACAAGACAGACUUUGUCAAGAGCCCUCACUACCUCAUGUUCAAAACAAGGACGUGUAAACAAUAAUAGGGUACCAAAGAGACUAAAAUCCCAAUCAAAGCCUUCACUAAGUAAAGUCCAGUUGCGGAGUCGCAGAAGGGGUGCAGAGCCCAAGGCAUUGGCCAAAGGUGAGACUUGCCAGCUGGGUCUCAGGGACUCAAAGGUGUCACUGUGUCAAGGUGUCUCCGUAAAGAAUGAGAAGGAUGGACAGGAGCUUAGCCAGCGGGGCUGCUUGACACGUCACGCUGCAAAGGAAAACGUGAAUUUAACGGUUGUGCAGCACGGUAAGGGUUGCCUCUCUUCAACAUACAGAACUCGCAGGUCCACCAGGACACUAGUCAAAGCCCAAGAAACAGCAGGUGGUGUCACGCUGAAUCCCGGUGCUAUGCACAACUUGAGCCCAGCCCCUGGUGCCGUGGUCAUUAAAUCAGAGCCAUCGGACAUGGAGGAGUAUCUCCACCACGGGAUCGGUUUGGAGCAGCCACAAUUAGAUCCCAGCUAUGGCCAAAGGGGCUCAUGUGCAAGACUGAAACGGCCGACGCGGCUCGGGACAGAGCGAACAAUUAAAUGUGAGGACUCGUACGGUGAGCCGUUCAUGCCAAUGGCAUCUGGUCAUCCCGCCAACUACUCGGACUGUGGGAAGGUUCUCUUGAGCUUCUCUGACCGGCACAGGGACUACAACGGGGUCGCCAAUGGCCGAAAAUCCCUCCGCAGGGACAAAGGUAAGAGUAGCUGUCGCUCACAGGACAAGGGCAAGAAGAAGCGCAGGAUCACGCGUUACGAUGCCCAGUUGAUCCUGGAGAACACAACGGGUCUCCCCAAACUGACGCUCCGUCGACGAAGGGACAGUAGUAGCAGCAAGACCAGCGAUCCCAACGAUCUCAUUGGUUCUUCCAGUCUUUCUGCCUCAUCGGUGAACUCUGCUUCUUCCAGCAAGAUUAGCAUCAAGUUCAGCAAGGACCACGACAAGGACAAAGGCAGUUCUUACAUAGCCAAACUUAAUAACGGCUUUGCUCCAGUCCACACUAGCUCGACAAAGCUAAAGAUACAGCUGAAGAGAGAGGACGACGCACGGAGAAUCACCCCGAUGAAGGCGGAUCAGGUGUCAUUUCACGGUGACGUGUGUCCGGGUUUUGAGGCUAGAAGUGCUGGACAUCGGACCCAAAAGAUUCUGGCAGAGCCGUCGUCUGAUGACAAUGAUGCAGAUGCUGAUGAUGACGAUGAUGACUACUUUGACAAUGAUUUUGAAGACGAUUUCAUUCCACUUCCCCCCGCAAAACGUCUGCGACUCAUUGUGGGUAAAGACUCCAUCGACAUUGAUAUCUCCUCCAGGAGGAGAGAGGAUCAGUCUCUGAGACUCAAUGCAUAGCUUGUGGAGCUCAUCACUCCUCUCCUUGUAAAUAAAGAAAACAAGCUAAUCAACUCUUGUGUUGAUGUAAAAUAAGUACAGUAAUUUAAAAAUAAAAAAUCUCCCAAAAAUUUACAUCUGGGCCAGUAUUCAUGAAGAUUCAGAAGUGUCACCAGAGAAUCCCCAAUUUAUAAUAAAAACUAACUUUUAUUUUGGCAUCUAAUUGGGUAUGCUCCUCAAAAUACACCCUCUCGCCCCAAAGCCAUCUUUGAAUGUUUCGAUAAAAUCCCUCACAGUGCUUAACAAAUUUCUUAGGCCACUUAUUACAAUCAAAUAAGACACCAUCCAAUAUCAUGGCAUGCUGUAAAGCAAACUUGUUCAACAUCAAUGAGCUUGUGAAGAUGCAGUAAUUUGGACCUGUUGCGUCCAUUUAGAAGACUGAACAAAUUUCACCUACUCUGAGGGCAGGAUUCAUUAUGAAUACUGGCCUAGAUCAUUACUAGAAGGGGCUGGUAACGUAAAACAAAUCUCUACUCAAUUUCAAUUGCAUUCAGUACCUAAUGUGAUUUUAUUUUAUUUUUUUCUUCCACCACUGGUUUACAUCAACACGUAUCCGUUUUACCAUUCACAGACAAUUUUAUAAUCAAUUGUCGUGGUUCUCACUUGGGAUUUUGAGAAUGAGGCCAACUGAGACAUCAUUCAUGUGUUGCAUUUUGUUGAUUGCCUGUUGUAAUGAAAUGGCCGUGUUGGUUGAGCCUUCCAAACCACAACCUAUCAACUGGACAAUUAAAACUGCAUCAAAGUCAAGUCAGCCAAACCACAUAGAACGCCAGGUAUGGUGCCUUGCGAUAGUAUUAGCCCCCUAUGAUUUAUUUGACCUUUUGCAACAUUUUAGGUGUCAAAACAUAAAAUUUGAUUUUUUAUGUGUGAAAAGGAUUUGAAAUUAUCUCCCCCACAACCCAUACACAAGUAUGUGUGUCACUUUUGCACAUUGAGAGAUGGAAAUUUCUGCCCAUUCAAACGUGCUAAACAUCUCCAGGUCAGGUCGGGUAGCUGGAUAGCAUUUGUAAAAAGUUGUUUACAAUUGGAUUCACGUCUGGACUUUGACUUGGUCAUUUAAACAUCUGGAUAUGUUUCGUUUUGAACCAUUCCAUUGGCGAUUUUGCUUUGUCAGAAGAUAAACCCUGCAUCUUCUCAAGUUUUUUUACAGACCCCAACAGAUUUUAUUCUUAAAUGGCCCUGUAUUUUGUUUCAUCCAUCUUCCAGUCCCUACUGAAGAAAAGAAGCCCUAGACCAUGACACCAAAUCUUUAAACGUUCCAGCAUCCCCGAUGCGGGACAGCUGCUUUGUAUUGUUUGCCAGGGAAGGCCAAGGCCUUGUAGCUACUUGUGAUACACAUUUAUAUUAAAACCAGAUAACACAUCUAAUCUAAUCAUCAGUCAAUUUGGUCAACAUUGGAUCUGUCAGAAAUCAGCCACUGGGGCUGCAAAAGAAAUAGGGGGUGGAUAAUUUUGCACAUCCUACGUUUAUUAUUAUUAAGCCUUAAAUGUUGCAGAAGUUCAAGAGGGGGGGGAUGGUUUAAUGCUUUCUCAAGACACUGUAGCUACUUUAACUGUUAUCAUUUUAUAUCAGAUGGCUUUCUGUCCUACUUACAUCCUACCCUUUUGAUUGGAAGCUACAUCCAUACAUAUUUUUGUUUAGAUCACGGGUCAUCAGCAACAAAUAACAAACUUGCUAAAAGGCCUUUAUGGUUGCAACCUUAGCGUGAUACAGAAAAUGGAUGGAUUGUAUUCAUGUGUGUGAAAACAUGUUCAUGAUUUUUCACAAUUACAAACUACACUUUAGUAAUGGAGGAAACUAUGCAACAUUUUAUUCCUAUUUUCAAAUAACUGACAACAUUCCAAGGUAAUCACAAUGCCCCGUCACUGGUUAGCUAUUCUUAGAACAAGGCUGCCGGCUACUCAUGCGAAAGGUUGAGAUCAAUGUUUGUAACGUACAUUUCUUUUGCGCAGUGGGAUGGUUAUCUUAGAAAUUCCUCAUUCCUUAUGUCUUUUGUUUGGAAGGCACCCCACGUGACAGGGGGGAAAAAAAAAUAUCUCCCUACGCUCCCCCUCAAAUUAUUUCUGUAUUUAGUAGUAGUUAAUUUACCGGCAGCAAAUGUUGGACUUGGUUACUUUCAUGGCAAAAGUUGCACUCGCCCCGUGCAAUUUGAAAUGCAGAAAGAUCAUCUUGUUCUUAAUAGUCUUAGUUGCAGAAUUGAAAUUUGAGAGAAUUGUUUUAUGUUCAACUAUUCCUUUCAGUGAGUGCACUUGUUAUAUUCAUAAUGGACAUCGAUAUUGUAGAAAGUGUACAGUGACUAUCCACUCUGUCUUAUAGGCAGGUUUUUAUUAAGCCUUUUUUUUUUCUUUUUCUCCCCGUCAUAGUUUGUAUUUUUUUUCUAUGUAAGAAACCAUGCUGACUGUUCAGUGUGGUGCUGUUGGUCCAGAAGCAUUAUAAUAUUGCUCACUUCAUUUUGAUUAAUAUGCCAUGUUUUAAUUACUGCAGUCUCUAAACCUGGGACUUUUCUUUCAUUACUAUCAGCAUUUUUUUUUGUAAAAUCGAAACGAGUUCAUCAAAACAAAUCUAAGCACAUGGUUUUGUUGUUCAUGACUAUUUAAAUGAGCCAAUGUUUCUUUUGUUUUAGAGCCACUCUGUAAUAAAAACAUGGCAAAUCAAAGAAAGUUGUUUUGUAUAUGCAUAAAGGUGACCUUGACUUUAAAACCUCUCAUUAAAAAUAAGUAAUUUACAGAAAGACUGGCUUAUGUUGGAUAAUCACAGUUGAUAUUUUUAAGAGCAGACCCUUAAUUUUAUUUUUCUUGGAGUCAUUUUGAAAUGCUGUUCAUCAGCACAGUUUGAGAAAGCACAUUAUCUCAAACAAACUUGUCAUUUUACCUGUAGUGCUAUGCUUUCCUUGCUUUUGAUUUCUUGGCUGUCUAAGGUCAGACUUCAACUCACUCCAAAUAUUUGUGUCAUUCUCACAAUUUCUGAAAGUAUAUUCAGUCCAGUAUCAAUAGGUGCCUUAAGCAAUUUGACCAAAUUUAAAGAUGAAAUAAUUCAAAAUGCUCAGCUUCCCUCUUGAAAUUGUUGCAUUUACUAGUCAGUCUUUCUGUCUAUUAUUUUUCUCCACUGGAAGUUAAAUAGCCCAAUAGCUUGAGGGAUCAACUAUAAAAAAAAAAAUGUUUACCUACUUUUUGUGUUAUGUACUGUUCAUAUCACCAGCAGCUAAUCAUCGUUUUCCAAUGGGCUUUGUCCGUCCCCUUUGUCAGAUUGUCUGCAUCCUACUACACUGUUCCAGAUGUACCAUUUGUGUGCUCUUUGUCCAAUAGACAGCUGUCAACUUUUCCUAUUGAUUCAAAGAGGAAACAAAAAAUGUAAAUAGUUUGCGAACAUCUAGCGUGUUGCGUGGUUAGUGGAAAACCUGUAAAGAGAAUUAAAACUGGGCAGUGCAUCUAUUGUCCAAUAUGUAAAUCACGUGAACACGCCUUGUACUUAUUUAACAGUUUUGAAUACUUGAAAACUAUAUAAAAUUGCUUUGUGACUCA